AUGGCCUGCUUUCCUCAAAUGCUACUAAAGAAGAAGCCAACAUAUCAGUGGAUACACAAACUUAUGGAGGAAAUGGAAACUGAAAUUGCUUGCAUUCGUCUUGGGAGUUUCCAUGUCAUUGUUGUCACUUCUCCUGAGCUUGCUUGCCAAUUCUUAAGGGAGCAAGACUCUCUUUUCUCGUCGAGGCGUACUUGCAUGUCUGCCACCCUCGUUAGCAAUGGCUACUUGACCUCUGUUUUUCUCCCUAUUGGUGAUCAAUGGAUGAAAAUGAGAAGAUUUCUUGGUUCCCAUGUCCUCUCACAAUCAUCUCAUCAAUGGCUUCGUCAUAAAAGGGAUGAAGAAGCUGACCACCUUCUUCGAUUUGUAUACAAUCAAUAUUGCAGUAUCGACGAACCUGUUACUAUUAACUUGAGGAAAGUGACCAGAUAUUACUGUGCAAAUGUUGUUAAGAAUAUGAUUUUCAGCAAGAGAUUACUAGGAAAAAGAAUAACGGGAAAAAAUGGAGGACCAAGUGUAGAAGAAGAAGACGAAGAACAAGUUGAAGCACUCUUCACACUUCUUGGUUAUCUCUUUUCUUUUAGUAUCUCAGAAUAUUUGCCAUGGUUAAGUGGAUUUGAUUUAGAUGGUCACAAGGCAAUUAUCAAGAAAGCCUAUGUCAAAGCAACAAAACUGAUUGAUCAUGAUCAUUGA
This is a messenger RNA of Nicotiana tabacum (common tobacco), 690 nucleotides long. Lineage: Eukaryota; Viridiplantae; Streptophyta; Magnoliopsida; Solanales; Solanaceae. The record is from RefSeq and is a predicted model, not a curated record.